Molecule: messenger RNA, 1754 nt
Organism: Pungitius pungitius (ninespine stickleback)
Lineage: Eukaryota; Metazoa; Chordata; Actinopteri; Perciformes; Gasterosteidae
Gene: alp3
Product: alkaline phosphatase 3
Exons: 11
Coding region: 138-1754 (538 amino acids)
Biological process (GO): dephosphorylation
Cellular component (GO): plasma membrane
Molecular function (GO): alkaline phosphatase activity
Source: RefSeq, a predicted model, not a curated record
CAGGUUUCGGCUUCGACCCGACCCGAGGGUCAAAGCGCGUUUUAUGGCGCGUUGAUAACGAUGAUUGGCAGCUGCUGUGAUUCCAGCCUUAUUUCAGCGGCGGAGGCGGCGAGCUCCUCCUCAGAGCGGCGUGGACCAUGGCGUGGAGCGUGGCGUUGAUCGUCCUGCUGCUGGCGCUCGGAUCGUCGGGGGCCAAAGUGGAGGAGGAGAACCCGGAGUUCUGGAGGUCGGGGGCCCAGAGGACCCUGCAGUCGGCGCUGGACAGGAAGCUCAACACCAACGUGGCCAAGAACAUCCUGUUCUUCCUGGGGGACGGGAUGGGAAUCACAACCAUCACGGCGGCCCGUAUCCUCAAGGGACAACUGGAGAACCAGACGGGAGAGGAGACGGUGAUGACCAUGGACACCUUCCCCAAUGUGGGACUAGCUAAGACCUACAGCGUGGACUUCCAGAUCGCAGACAGUGCAGCGACGGCCACGGCGUACCUGUGCGGCGUGAAGACCAACCUGAACACCAUCGGCGUCAGCGCGGCGGCUCGCAACGGCGUCUGCAAGACGCAGAAGGGCAACGAGGUCACGUCCAUCCUCAAGUGGGCCAAAGACGCCGGCAAGUCUGUCGGCAUCGUGACAACCACGAGGGUGCAGCACGCCACCCCGGCCACCAGCUACGCCCACAGCGCCAGCAGGAAGUGGUACAGCGACGCCGACAUGCCCGACGGCGCCAAGAGGGACGGCUGCACCGACAUCUCCUCGCAGCUCCUCACGAACACAGACGUAGACGUGAUCAUCGGCGGCGGUAGAAAGUACAUGACCCCCCGGGGCACAAAGGACCCGGAGUACCCCAAGGACUACGCCUCCAGGGGCAAAAGAAGAGACGGGCGCAACCUCAUCGACGAGUGGCAGAGCCUGAAGAGCGGAAAGGUAGCUCACUACGUGUGGAACAGAACGGACUUCGACGCCGUUGACCCUGAAACAACAGACUACCUGAUGGCUCUGUUUGAACCGGGCGAUUUGCGCUUCGAGGCGGAACGGGACCCGAGCAUGGACCCGUCCAUCGCGGAGACCACGGAGAAGGCCAUCCGCAUCCUCCGGAAGAACCCUAAGGGCUUCUUCCUGCUGGUGGAGGGCGGGCGCAUCGACCAGGCUCACCACGCGGGCCGGGCCUCCAUGGCGCUCCACGAGACGGUGGCCUUCGACUACGCCAUCGCCAAGGGCCUCCAACUCACCGCGGAGCGCGACACUCUCACCGUGGCGAUGGCUGACCACUCGCACCCCGUCACCUUCAACGGGUACCCGUUCAGAGGGCAGAGCAUUCUGGGUAAAUCCCCGCUGUGGGCCACUGACGUGCUGCCUUACACCACGCUGAUGUACGGCAACGGGCCGGGACACAAGAUCGCCAACGGCACGCGCCCAGACAUCCGCGACGUCAACACGAGGACGAAGGACUACGUCCAGCUGGCCGCCGUCCCCACCAAGUCCACCACCCACAGCGGGGAGGACGUGGCGGUGCUCGCCCUCGGGCCCAUGGCCCACCUCUUCCAGGGCGUCAACGAGCAGAACUACAUCGCCCACGCCAUGGCCUACGCCGCCUGCGUGGGGGCCGACCUCAGGCACUGCCGGGGGGUCACCGAGGACCCCGUGGCCCCGAGCGCCGCCGCCGCCGGCGGGGGGGGCGCCAAGGCGGCGGGCGGCGGCGGUGGCGGCCUGGCGGCCGUUCUGCUCGGCGCGCUGCUGGCCCUCAAGGCGCUGAUGUAA